Molecule: messenger RNA, 1071 nt
Organism: Lycium ferocissimum
Lineage: Eukaryota; Viridiplantae; Streptophyta; Magnoliopsida; Solanales; Solanaceae
Product: ATP synthase subunit delta', mitochondrial
Exons: 2
Coding region: 191-793 (200 amino acids)
Biological process (GO): proton motive force-driven ATP synthesis
Molecular function (GO): proton-transporting ATP synthase activity, rotational mechanism
Source: RefSeq, a predicted model, not a curated record
CUCUCUCCCAAUUUCUCUCCAAAUUUGUUGAAUAUAAGCAGUCCCCCUCUUUGGGCCUGAAAUUUGAUCCGAAAUAGCCUCAAGUCUCAACCCAACAAGGGCGAGUUGCAACCUGCCCUACCACAGCUCACUCCCCAUCUCAUUUCCGGUCAAAUCCAACAAUCGGCCCCGUCAAUCUCCACCUCCAAUCAUGUUCCGACACGGUUCAAGACUCCUAACAAGAGCCACCACGAUGACGUGGCGCCGCCCAUUUUCAACUGAGCUAUCAGCUGAGCACAGCGUUGAUUCCACAUUUGUAGAGGCUUGGAAGAAAUUAAUACCUAACACCGAACCACCUAAGACUCCAUCUGCGUACAUGAACCCUAGGCCUGCAACUCCUUCAUCUAUCCCUUCUAAGCUUAGUGUCAACUUUGUCCUUCCUUAUUCCUCUGAACUCUCCGGUAAAGAGGUUGACAUGGUUAUCAUCCCUGCAACUACAGGACAAAUGGGUGUUUUGCCUGGGCAUGUUGCGACAAUUGCAGAGCUGAAGCCCGGUGUCCUAUCAGUUCACGAAGGCAAUGAUGUGACCAAGUACUUUGUGAGUGGUGGAUUUGCAUUUGUUCAUGCAAAUUCUUUUGCAGAUAUAAUUGCUAUUGAAGCUGUACCACUUGACCGGAUUGAUCCCAAUUUGGUACAAAAGGGCCUCACAGAGUUUACACAGAAGCUAAGCACUGCGUCGACUGAUGUAGAGAAAGCUGAGGCCCAGAUUGGAGUUGAUGUACACAGUGCCCUUAAUGCUGCUCUGACCGGUUAAAUACAGUCUCUGUUCCUGUUCAAUUUUCUUUUCCUUCCGUCUGUUGGAUGCCGCAGACCCUUUAGGACAGACUGAUUUUCAACAGAUUUACCCGUGCAUGUAUGGUGUGACCUGUUUUUAGUCCUGCAUCACUUGAAUAAAUGCAGGGGACAAAUUUCCCUAACGUAUAUGUGGUUAGAUGCCAUAUCAUCUGUACCUCUGAACUACAGUGAUGAGAAUUAUAUUGUUUCAAAGAAAUUUUUAAGUGGUAGCUGAAUUUUCAUGCUACCAAAUGUUCA